Messenger RNA from Cucurbitaria berberidis CBS 394.84, 3960 nucleotides. RefSeq lists its product as uncharacterized. Gene Ontology annotation, molecular function: protein binding; oxidoreductase activity. The record is from RefSeq and is a predicted model, not a curated record. The transcript is spliced from 2 exons. The coding region runs from base 269 to 3625 and encodes 1118 amino acids. NCBI's taxonomy places the organism in Eukaryota, Fungi, Ascomycota, Dothideomycetes, Pleosporales, Cucurbitariaceae.
UCGCAUUGACGGCGUGCGAACGGCGUCUGGCCGAAGUAGGCAUGGUGUGAUGGCUCGCUUCUUCGAGGUGCGAACGUCGAACGAGCGGCAUCACAGUCUUCCAUCGACCCUCCCGCUAUCUUUCCAAGAACCGAAUUCUCAAUGAUUGUAAAACCUAAUUCCAUUCGUUACCCAGAUCCAACCCCAUUCGCUUUCAAGCACAUGGUCCAUCGCGGCCUGUAGCCCUUUCCUCGGCGCUAUCAGGUGCCUCUUCAACUUGCGCGCCAUCAUGUUCUCCACCUUCGCAUCCACCCCCGAUUCAAACACACUCGAGGACAGCCCGUACUUCUUCGAGCAAUCCCGCGAUGACCUCCUGUCACUGCCGUUGUCCGACGAUAAUAUAAAUCUGAAAGCUGGUAUCACUCCCAUAGCCAGGCUUAGUAACCUGGGAUACAGCAAGGGGUCGAGCUCAUCGUCCGUGCACUACGGUGAUUCACACAAUACUUCGGAGCUCAGUGUUGGUCAACUGAGUGGCAGGGACGAGCGGGAAGGGUCUACUCCAGGUGCCUUUAUUCAUGGAUAUGGACAAAACUAUACCCCUUCGCCACUGCAAUAUCCGUCUACAUCCCACUCAAGAUUAGGGAAUGGUACGAGUAACCUUCAAAACGAAUCGGCUGUACUUCUAAACGGCGAUAAUACCCGAUCAGCUAUGGACGGCACUCGCGCAAAAUUCGAAUCAUCAUCGAAAGACUCUCGCGGGGAUAUUGCAUUCAUGGCAAGAACACCACAAAGCUUGGGUUGCGAAUCGCAGGCUUCAUCAACUCCAGAACUUCCUCAAUUGAAUGAGGGGGUGGGAAAACACCAUAGAACAAAGUUGCCCACGACCAAUGGGAAACUGUCUGAAUUAAAGGCAAGCUCGAGUAUCCCCCCGGAUCUGUCGUGGCCCGAAUUUGGCAGACAGUGCAUUCUGGCAGCAGAAAACAGUCGACUCAACCCAUUCACUCUACACCCGGCAGAGUAUAGGCUCCUACGGGACCACGUUACACACACACAGGUCACCAUCUACUUGAAUAUCAGAAAUGCAAUCCUGCGACUAUGGCAUCGAAACCCAAUGGUAUAUGUUUCUUACGCAGAAGCUGCAGGAUGCGCUCGCGACAAGCGCUUUUUCGGUUUAGCAAAAGUGGCACACAUGUGGCUUCUAAGGCACGGAUACAUCAACUUUGGUUGUGUCGAAGUUCCCCAUACCGCCAGCCCUAUUUCACGAGCCAAGGCCAAAAGCGCGUCGACACGGACAAUCAUUGUAGUCGGUGCGGGAAUGUCAGGCUUAGGAUGCGCUCGUCACCUGGAAGGCCUCUUCACCCAGCUAGGAGAUCAGUUGGCAGACGCGGGCGAACGGCCUCCGAAGAUCAUUAUUCUCGAAGCUCGCCCGCGCGUUGGCGGCAGAGUGUACUCGCAUCCGUUUCUCAAUCAGUCAAAUUCUACGCUCCCGCCCGGGUAUCGUUGCACUGCUGAGAUGGGCGCGCAAAUAGUCACAGGAUUCGAGCACGGCAAUCCGAUGAACGCUAUCAUCCGAGGACAGCUCGGGAUCCCCUACCACGGUCUACGUGACAACACGAUACUCUACGAUUACGAUGGAACGGUUGUGGAAAGGAGUCAAGAUGCUUUGGUGGAGAAGCUGUACAACGACGUCUUGGAACGAGCGAGUGUGUAUCGAAACAAACCUGCAGCACAACGAACUGUUGAGGGUGAUCGCAACAUGAUGCUUUUUGGGCGCGAACCGAGCGAUGCCGGUGGACGCACCAUUGCAGAGCUGGAGAAUUCAGAUAGUCCGUUGUCUGCGAACGCUACGAGCACGGCAUCAACAAAGGAAGAGAAACCUACAACGGGGGUGGAGAAACUCGCCGGACGCGCAUACCAGUUGACGGCUGGCUUCAAUCCCGACAUCACAGCAGCAGAAGCAGUGGAGGCCUUGGGAUGGAAGGUGAAGCCGGGCGUAUCGAUGUCACAAUCGAUUGAUCUCGAUACAAUCGCAAAAGCAUCCGAAUUCCCGACAUUAGGCCAGACGAUGGAUGAAGGGCUCCGGCAGUAUCAGGGAUUAGUUGAUAUGAAGCCUAGAGACAUGCGGUUACUUAGUUGGCAUCAUGCAAAUCUUGAAUACGCAAAUGCUGUCAGUGUCAAUCAGCUCAGCUUGAGUGGGUGGGAUCAGGACAUGGGCAACGAGUUUGAAGGGGAGCAUACGGAGGUGAUUGGAGGCUACCAGCAGGUUCCCCGUGGGCUAUGGCAAUUUCCCAGCAAACUUGACGUUCGCUUCAACACGCCGAUCAAGUCGGUUCAGUACAACACGGAUAAGAGCGGGGGCGGUCGGGCUGUCAGGGUGGAAUGCAGUAACGGCGAGAUUUACGAGGCGGAUCAUAUCGUCCUUACCACUCCUCUUGGCGUAUUGAAGUCCGGGUCGAUUACAUUCCAGCCUCCACUGCCCAGCUGGAAACAAGAUGUCAUUGAGCGUAUGGGCUUCGGGCUUCUCAACAAGAUUAUUCUAGUUUACGAGAAGGCGUUCUGGGAGCCAGACCGAGACAUGUUUGGAUUGCUGAACGAAGCAGAACGCGAAGCCAGCAUGCGGCCCGAAGACUACUCGGCCAAGCGAGGGCGAUUCUACCUGUUUUGGAACUGUAUCAAGACAAGUGGAAAGCCUGUGCUGGUAGCGCUCCUGGCGGGCGACGCUGCGCACUACGCUGAAGCCACGUCGGACGACCAGUUGGUAAAAGAGGUGACGGAUCGACUUGACGCGAUGUUUGCACCGAAUGCAGUCCCACUUCCAUCCGAAACGAUUGUCACGCGGUGGAAGAGAGACCCCUUUGCUCGAGGUAGCUAUUCGUACGUUGGUCCAAAGACACAGGCAGGCGACUACGAUGUCAUGGCACGGCCACAUGGGCCAUUGCACUUUGCUGGUGAAGCGACAUGUGGGACUCAUCCCGCGACGGUGCACGGCGCCUAUCUGUCGGGUCUUCGUGUUGCUGCCGAAGUCGCUGAGACGAUAGUCGGGUCUAUCCAGGUUCCAAGCCCACUGGUGGAAAAGAAGGUGGUUAAGCUAGAGCAUGCUUCCACCCCAAGCGGAGAGGGGAAACGCAGGUUUGCGCCUGCAGUGUCACCGCCAAAGGAAAACAAGUCAGUACGAGUACAGCGCGACGAGGACUAUGAAGCAGCGAUUAUUGGGGCCAUUCUCGAGCAGAUUGGGGAGCGUCCCAUCAAGCCAGGACGCACGGGGGUCAACCCGUUCCUGCUCUACACCAAGGACUUUUGGUAUUUUUGCAAAAAGGAAGGCGACGAUGCGCGGCGAGCAGCGACUGGCAAUGCCGAGGCCAAGGCGACGAAGCAGGAGAUUCGCAAUGCCAUUGGACUUAGAUGGCGCACGGCGAGUCAAGAAGUCAAGCAGCCGUAUCUAGACCAAGCCAGCCAUGCACGCGACGACGCGACGGCGAACGCAGCGGAUUUCAAGGAGCGCGUAGCUACGUGGGACCAGGAGGCAGCGCGCAUACGGCGAGAGUACAUUCAGCAGAACCCACCGCAGGGCGGGAACGAGGAUCUGAUACUGAACAGUCGCACUGCCAUUGAGCUCGGAGCAAGCAAGCGACUACGGAGGCUUUGAUUAGGUGUUUUCCUUUGCAGGUUUUGUAUUUUUUCUUUUUUUUUUCUUUUCCUUACUCUUCUCUCGUGUUGUAUCAUUCAUGUGUUAUAGUUGCAUAUUUGGGGGCGGGGCGGCAUUUGCAUUUGCAUUUCCAGCGGCGUCGGAGAUGGAUCGGCAAGGGCGUGGUUAUGAGAAUACGACGCAGGUGGUGUGCAGCGCUGGGGUGGGCCGUUGUACUGGGGGGCGUUGCGGGGGUGGCACGCGCAUCAUUAUACCUGUACCUGUACCAUGUUGAUGGUUUCGCAGCCAUAGAAGAGAGAGUUGGAAUGAAUUGUGAGAUUGCAAUGACUAGGUGC